AUGGCGGCUCAUAUCGGCUCGUCGGCUCCGGUCUCCACGAGCCGGAGCGAUGGUCCCGUUUUCCCCCCGGUGUCUCUGUCCGCGGAGGCCGCCCCGUUCACGCCGCUCGCGGCGGACAGUUGGCGUCUCGGCGGCUCGUCGCCGGACGUCGAGACGCAGUUUUCCCGCUGCGCCGCGAAGCUCAGAGCCCUGCGAGCGGACUCGAGUCAGCUGAGAGAGCAGCUCAACCUGUUGUUGGACCAGCUUCUGUCAGAAAACUACAACAAAACCCUGGAACCCAAUAUCAACAUCCGACCAGAGGACAUGUGCAGUGUGCUGAAACAUGUCAGCUCUCUUGUGCCACUGAGUCAGGAGCAUUUGGUCAUCAAACUGUGCCAGCUAGUACAUCAUCUACUCAAUCAGCUAAAGGUAAUAAUGGACGAGCGGACGCUGGGUGUAUUAUUAAACUAUACCGUCGGUGCGCUCAAAGUGUGCAGUACGUGGACACAUUCAGAUGUCCUCCUGGCGCUCUCCACUAUAGUGUACGGGAAUGGAACUCAGUGCCACCAGCACCUCCGUGAGCUGCUGGGUGAAGACGGAGUCCUCCUGCGGUAUAGUUCUCCAUCACAGCCUAACGUGGAGUUACGCCGCGUCGCUCUCACCUGUAUGGCCAACAUCUGUCUCAGGAUCCCUGGUCAGGCACCUUUGGAUGAUCAAUACAGAAGUGUAUCUUUUCGGGUCUUCCUGAAAUCAGUGCACUCGCCCAAACCUCCCGACACCGAUGAGCUCUUCUAUUGCACGGUGAUCCAGGCAGCACUGAAGGGACUUCAAUGUUGUCUCUCAGGUGGAAAAUGGAAAUUUGUUGGAGAGGACCUGGGGUCUAUACUGGCCGCUCUUAAGAGGCUCAUGUUCCAGGGAACUCCAGGUGUGAAUGUCGAGUGGCCAUCUGUUCUUUACCCGACACCUCUUCCUCAGUACGAGGGUAUCCCUGCCCCAAAACCCGCCGAUACACCACAAUCCUCAGAACCACCAAAAGAUGCUGCUGGGUCAGGCAAAAUCUCAGGGAAUAAAAAGAGGAAGUCCAGGGGAAAAGAGAAGAAAGCGAGCUCUGAGGAGAGCCGAGUGGACGACGAAGAGGACGUUGGCUGUGAGACGGUGCCUUCACCUCAGAAAGGAGGGGGAAGAGAGGGAGGCAGAGGGGAGGGAGAGUCCUCGUCCAAAGCGUCUGGCCCGUCUCUCUACCCUUCCUGGAAAAAAUCCAGUUCUGACUCAGAGUUCUCCGACCCAGAAGGCAGCGCACAGAGCAAAUUAAGGCUUUACAACGGUCGUAUACGCCAGGGAGCUCUGCACUGUCUGCUCGCGGUGGUGAAAGGUCUCGAGAAGAGGACUCUGUACGGCUACUGGUCCUCCUUGAUCCCAGACACUCCCAUUGGGGGCCCGCCGCCUCUCACACUCAUCACAAUCAUACUAAAGGACCCCUCGCCAAAGGUGCGCGCGUGUGCGCUUCAGGUGUUGUCGGCCAUUCUGGACGGCUCCCGUCAGUUUCUGGCCGUGGCCGAAGAUACGGGCGCCCCUCGGAAAUCCUACACGCCGUUCUCCUUCGUGCUGGCGGCUGCCGUCAGAGAGCUGCACCGCGCUCUCACUCUGGCUCUGCUGGCCGAGACCUCCCACCAGACGCUCACGCAGGUCAUAAAGUGUCUGGCCCACCUGGUGGCGAACGCUCCCUACCACCGCCUCCGACCCGGGCUGCUCAGCCCGCUGUGGAAGCAGAUGCGUCCCUAUGUGCGCCACAGAGAUGUAAAUGUCCGCGUGUCCGUCCUGACGCUUUACGGGGCUCUGGUGACAACUCGGGCUCCUCUCCCGGAGAUCCAGCUCCUUCUACGGCAACCCGAGAGCGCCGGCGCCGGCUCGUUCACGCCACAGGACUCAGUUCUCAGCUGGAGACAAAGAGACGGAGAGGCUACUCCCCCCACGCCGGUGAACCCCCCCCAGCGCGGCUCCCAGGCGCACUCCCCUCACGCUCUUCGCACACCGGAGGAGCUGGACAGCGCCCCGCCGUGGCUGCUGCAGCUGUGCAUGUCGCUGGUGACGCAGCCGAGAGACGACCAAUCGGACGGCGAGGGGGCGGGAGCGGCGGGGGGCAGUGCUGCUUUAGAGCCUUCCCCUGUCCGACUGGAAGCGCUACAGGUCAUGUCCUACCUGGUGCGUGGCUACUUCUCUCUCGCACAAGCGUGCCUCUCUGAGAUCGGGCAAGUCAGCGCUCGCUGCCUCGGGGAGACGGAGCCCUCCGUACAGCUGCACGGGGCGAAGCUGCUAGAGGAGUUGGGGAUGGUGAUAAUCCAGCAGUACAGAGCAGAGAACAACAUGCCUGAGAGCUCGAGGGUCCCCAUGAGCCAAGUGGUUCUGUUUUGGUCGGACGUGUUGAGCGGUCCCCUGAACGCAGCGCUGCAGAGCGAGCAGCACCCCACGCUGCAGACGAGCGCCUGCGACACGCUGUCCUCCAUUCUGCCGCAGGCCUUCGCACAGCUGCCGGACAAGACCCAGAUGAUGUGCAUCACUGUGCUGCUGGGCCUGACCUACAGUGAGAACUAUCUGGUGAAGACGGCGGCCGUCAGGGCUCUGGGAGUCUACAUCCUGUUCCCCUGUCUGAGAGAGGAUGUGAUGUUCGUGGCGGAUACGGCGAACACGAUCCUCGCCGCCCUCGAUGAUCGGUCUCCAAACGUCCGCGCCAAGGCUGCCUGGUCCCUCGGCAACCUCACAGACGCACUUAUUGUUAAUAUGGAGUGUGUCGGUGUGGAUUUCCAAGAAGAGUUAUCAGACAUGCUGCUUCUCAAGAUGUUGCAGUCAGCGACCCGAGCAUCAGCCGACAAAGACCGAGUGAAGUCCAACGCAGUCCGAGCACUUGGAAAUCUGCUUCAUUUCCUGCGUGAGAGUCAGCUGACCCGCUCUGCGUUCCAGCGCCCGCUGGAGGACGCGGUCCUCGCUCUGGUUAAAACCGUCCAAUCAGAGGCCACCAUGAAGGUCAGGUGGAACGCCUGCUACGCUCUGGGAAAUGCCUUCAGAAACCCGGCCCUGCCGCUCGACUCCGCUCCGUGGGCCAGCGACGCGUUCUCCUCCCUCUGCAAUGUCGUCAGUUCCUGUAAGAACUUCAAGGUGCGGAUCAAGUCCGCCGCCGCUCUGGCGAUUCCCGCCGACCGCGGCUGCUACGGGGACUCCGAGCGGUUCGGCUGCGUGUGGCGUUCCCUGGUGAAAGCGCUCGAGAACAGCGAAGACACCAACGACUUCUUCGAGUACCGCUACAGCGACAGCCUGCGGCUCACGCUCUCGCACGCUCUGCUGCACCUGCUCGGCGUCAGCCGGUCGCAGGACAUGCCCGCCCUCGAGGCGUCGCUGGCCGGGGACGAGGGGAGGAGCAUCAAGGAGCAUUUGAUCAAAUAUCUCAGAGCGGAGAAAGGAGGAGGAGGAGGAGGAGGAGAGGGGGCGGAGGGAGAGAAGGAGGCAGGGGGCGACAGUGUUACCCCUCAACAGAGGAUAGAAGGUCUGCAGCAGAACCUGGUCAGACUGAAGGAGCUGGAGGCUGAAGGGGAGGGACGGGAGGAGGAGGAGAGGAGUAAAGAGACGGUGCUUGAUUUCCUGGAGGAUUUGCUCCAGAUAUGCAAAGAGCCGUAAAGACUCUCGUUUCCAGCUACAGCGCCGGGCUUCAGAAGGUUCCGGAAGGUUUCAGAAACCACCUGAGAUCACAAAGAGCUCUGGUUGGACCGUCGGAGGAGAACCUUCGACCGCACACCGACUGGUGACUCGAGGCAAAGAUUAUUUACAGCUUUGUCGUCAUGAGAUUUUCAAGAUAUUUUUAAGUUUGCGGUCCCUAUUUUUUUAUAUUCUUCUAUUUUUCUUAUUGCACCUUGCACUCAAUUAUGGAUUAACAUCUGAUAUACAUGGAGUUAAAAUUAUAUGAGAAUAUAUUAUGGGACAAAUGUACAUCUUGGUAUUAAUGCUGACUGACUGUUUAUUGACUUUCAGUGGAAUCACAUUCUGAAGAACAUGUGUAAUUGUAUAACAAAGUUUUGCUGUCCAAGUAAAUUAAGAUAUGAUAUUCA
This is a messenger RNA of Pseudoliparis swirei, 4076 nucleotides long. It is a transcript of the gene heatr6, whose product is annotated as HEAT repeat containing 6. The record is from RefSeq and is a predicted model, not a curated record. Bases 1 to 3648 code for a protein of 1215 amino acids. Lineage: Eukaryota; Metazoa; Chordata; Actinopteri; Perciformes; Liparidae. The transcript is spliced from 20 exons.